Molecule: messenger RNA, 621 nt
Organism: Magnolia sinica
Lineage: Eukaryota; Viridiplantae; Streptophyta; Magnoliopsida; Magnoliales; Magnoliaceae
Product: photosystem I reaction center subunit IV B, chloroplastic
Exons: 3
Coding region: 74-499 (141 amino acids)
Biological process (GO): photosynthesis
Cellular component (GO): photosystem I; photosystem I reaction center
Source: RefSeq, a predicted model, not a curated record
AAGAGUUGAAAGAGAGAUAGAGAGAGAGAGAGAGAGAGAGAGAGAGAGAGAGAGAGAGAGGAAAGAGGGGAGAAUGGCAACCUCUAACAUUGCUUCAGCUGCUUCUACCUUUGUUCUCACCUCAAACAUCACCACCACCACCACCUCCUCCUCACGUGCCUCCAUCUUCUUCCCCAAGAACAACUCCACUGCUAGAAGGCUAGUCGUAUGUGCCCAAGAAGUGCCGCCGCCGCCGCCGCCGCCACCUGCUGCAGCCCCUGCGGAGGGUGGAGCUCCCGCCACCAAGCCUGCUCCGCCCCCGCCCAUUGGACCCAAGAGGGGCACAAAGGUGAAGAUCCUUAGGAAAGAAUCCUACUGGUACAAUGGUAUCGGAUCUGUGGUAGCCGUUGAUCAGGAUCCAAAAACCCGCUAUCCCGUCGUGGUUCGAUUCAACAAGGUGAAUUAUGCCAACGUCUCUACCAACAACUAUGCAUUGGAUGAGGUCCAGGAAGUGAAAUGAGUAGCAAGUGCAUGCGUGCGCACAUUUGUGUGUGUGAAUGUAUCCGUAGUGUUUUCAAAUUUGUAAUAUACUUCUUGCUCGUGUAACCCGUUCUAUUUUCCAACGAACAUUUAUUUGUGUGA